Messenger RNA from Spirometra erinaceieuropaei, 1940 nucleotides. The record is from the annotation of a GenBank genome assembly. NCBI's taxonomy places the organism in Eukaryota, Metazoa, Platyhelminthes, Cestoda, Diphyllobothriidea, Diphyllobothriidae.
AUGAAGAAGAAGAAGAAGAAGAAGAAGAAGAAGAAGAAGAAGAAGAAGAAGAAGAAGAAGAAGAAGAAGAAGAAGAAGAAGAAGAAGAAGAAGAAGAAGAAGAAGAAGAAGAAGAAGAAGAAGAAGAAGAAGAAGAAGAAGAAGAAGAAGAAGAAGAAGAGCUCACCUAACCAUCCUGCAGCUUACAAAGUCCUAUGUCCUCACAAUCGUAUAGAUCAGGACCAAACAACCAUACCAGGCUUAAGAAGGCCGUACAGGGGCAGCCCGACGGCGAGUUUACUCGGUAAAGAAGAACAAGAGCCGCCAAACCGACCACCCAACACUGGUUCAAUCACCUCCCCCGGAUGGAGUGGUGACUCACAAAGCACGCAGACAAAACGCCCGUCAGCCAUCCCCCGAGAGGCCGAGACAGCGAGAGGGAUGAAAAAUCGAUCAGUAUGAGGCCGAUCAACGUGACACGCCACUUGGGAUUUCUGCUCGAUUAAGUACAUUAUACGCUCUGACAAUGCAGAGCCGACCAAGCUCUUCGAAACGUCAGCGCCUAAAUAAACCUGUUCCGGUGGGCCCAUCUUCUUCAAAAAGACCUCGAAUGCCACGGAUUAACGUUGCAAACGCCCAACAUCUACCAGCAUGUCCGCGCAGCCACCUGACGUGAAUAGCACGCAUCGGACUCGUCGGACAUUUUCGUUCCCAAAACCAUGACAAGUCAUCCAAAUCAACGUUCCAGGCACUAAGCGUCUAGCCCAUCAAUAGCAUCCAGGACACAAACCGACUCGCCUACACUUCCAUCCUUCCCACCACUACUACCACCGGCACCAUCUCCAAUAUUGGUCCGCUUUCAACUGGUUUCUAUUACGUUCGCACCCUUUAAAUUGAAUAUCGGUGUGGUGGUAACUUUUAAAUCCAUCACACAAUGACCGUUGAAUCAGCGCCUGGAGUCCACACAUAAACCCAUUACUGGUUUCCUGCCCAAAGACAUUUAUACAUCCAAUAGACCUGUUCGGCCGUGUGUGCCCCAAAAACAAUUUUCGGAAAAACAACACGUUCCAGGCCCAUCACAACUCUUCGCCCUACCCGCGUGAGAGGUCGACCAUCGAUUUUGAAAAUAUCCACCGUGUGCUCCCCAGCGGGGUGAGAGCAGACACGGUGACUUGCGCGUGAAUCAUUUUAGGUGAUCGCAGACUUGCACAGCAUCUACCGCACUCUCUCUUCCCCAGACCCCACCUGGACCCGGUAUAAAGGCAGAAUCAAGAAGAUUGAAGGAAGGAGAGUGCAUAAUUGGCUAGCACAACGAAAAUCCACACUUAGGCGUACUUCCACAUCCCUGGUAAGGAACGAACGCUGACCAGGACUUAACAUACAAUAAGAGAAAAGAGGAUGGGCGGCUUUGAUCCCACAGAGUGGGGCUGCCAUAGAGGCCUCAUUAGGAAGGAGCCUGGCUCACAGUUCACCACUCCACACAAGCAAACGCAGGCAGCCUUCCAAGUCACAGCUUUUAGCGCCCUUUGACAGCUUCAAGCGCGCCAGAUUGUUUGUAGUGGGGAAAGUGCGCUGAGUCCCCGACCUCAUCCUCCAUUUCCCUUCCCAGGCCCAACCACCCUCCAAGCCCGGUAGACGUCUGGCGCGGGGAAUGGGCGCAGUGGCUGGCAGAGCUAGAGAACCCGCCUGCGCGUGCCACACACACGACCUGGCCCCCAUAUGCACUCGGCAGGGUCAGAUACACUGAGCGGCAUCUCUUCCAGUCGCUGUUGCACGAGGCCGCGCCAUUGGAAGACCGCUUUCUUGGCGUCGGUCCGAUGGUUCAUGUAGGCCUUAUGGAGCCUGUUGUUUUUAGCGAGCAGUUGGCUGAUGUCGGCGUCGUUAUCAUCGAACCAGUCCUGAUGCUGACGACGUGCACGACCGAGGAUGUCCAAAGCAGUCGAGUGGAUAGCAGUCCGUAG